Trypanosoma cruzi is the source of this 1251-nucleotide messenger RNA. RefSeq lists its product as uncharacterized. The record is from RefSeq and is a predicted model, not a curated record. The transcript has a single exon. The coding region runs from base 1 to 1251 and encodes 416 amino acids. Lineage: Eukaryota; Euglenozoa; Kinetoplastea; Trypanosomatida; Trypanosomatidae.
AUGCGAAACUGGCAACAGCCAAUGCGUAGUGUUUUGGAGAAGACGGACGAGGUGUCGGAUGUUCCUGAUGGGAAGAAUAUCAAGUACAUUCUUCGUGGCACUAGAAUCCUGAGGCUGAUAGUCAACUUGGCCUCGGAAGGAGACCGCCACGGGGUUGCGAGGGCGCGCGGUGCACACAUUGAGGACCUUCCGGUGACGUUGGACCUUAAGGUGCUCUCCUUUGCUAUGACUACGGAGGAACGGUUUCUGGAAACGGCGGAGGCGCUGAAGGAAUUGACCGACGCAGGACUGAACACCAAAUGGGCUGUGGAUGAAAAGUUACUUAUUUUAGUGAUUGAUUUAUCGGAAGGGCCAAAAAUGAGCGGAGAGCAUGCGCCAGGACAGUCAUUUGUUCUGGCAUCUAUUAGGGCGAAUUCGCAGCUGGGCAAAUCAGGGUUUCAUGUGUCAAUGAAAUUACACUCCAUUGGGGGCAAGAUAUGGCCGUCACUGCCAUCGCCACGCGCUGCGUCCGAGGCGACUGAAGAUGCCUCCCCUGCCGUGAAUGUUGCGAGAAUGUUGGACUACAGUUUAUCUGUCUCGCCACCACGAAUGAUGAUGGAUAUACAUGGGAUGCACUCUGAACUGAUUAGGCUUGAUGAAUUCAUCACUUUGGAUGUAUCAAAGGCGCCUCUUGUGAGGUUACGUCUGAACCUAGAGGGAAAGGAUGGUCAAUUGUUAUGCUUUACUGGGGACAUUCUUUCGGGAAUCGGCAUUAGUUUGAAGGUGCAGGUCUAUAAAAAGACAGACUCGCCACCAGCUUUGCGUCACCCAGGGAAGAUGGAGAACAUACAUGUCUACAAGGAGGAGCUGCCUACAGGUGAGGACUUUCUCGUUGUGGAAUUUGACUCUUCCAAGGGGAACCUUGACUUGUCUGGAAAACCCAGACGCAACAUUAGCAACGCCACUCGUCUCUGCGUUAACAGGCGUUACGUUGUGGAUUUUACAGCCACUGGCCCUAUUGAUAUGUUGCCAACCUUCAUGGAGGUGUAUCAGAGCGUCGUUAAUUACCUUGGGAUGACAAGAAAUCCGCUGCUUACUUUGAACAUGCCGGCAGUGCGAGAUGCGGUAGGAAGGGAGUUCCCAAGGUGCAAAAUGUCACGAGAACUGAAGAAUCUUGUUUGGGAGGCCGUGCGCUUAUACAUUGUUAGGAACUACGUACCCCAUGAACUCUAUGAGGUUUCAAAGUCCCCAGUAGCUCUACGCGUCGACUAG